AAAAUAAAGUUCCAACACCAUUUCAUUUUGUUAAACAAAAUAUUAAAAAAACUUAUACAGAAAAUGAAACAAGUCAUUUAAUGGGUCGAUUAACAACAUCUGAUGGAAAAAUGUGGUUGAAAUUUUUACCUAAUACUCGUCAAUUAUCUGGAUCAAGUGUUCGUUCAGAUGAUUUGCCUACAAAAGCAAACUUAUUGGCACCUAAACAAAAAAUAAUAGACAUUGAAAAAUAUAACAAAUCAAAAUCUCCAAUGCAAACAAUACAACCAACAAUUGUUAAAUCACCAAAAUUAAAGAAGAGUACUAAAAAAUUGACAACAUCAAUUGAUUCUAGUAAAAGUGGAACUAAUCUUCCAUCAUCAAUAUCAACAAGAAAUAAAAAGAAAACAGGUCUAUUAUCAACAGUUAAAUCUUUAAUUACACCAUCACGCACACCGGCUCCUAUAACAUCAUCAACACCAAAUAUUGCUGAUUUAGUUCUUAUACGUCAUACAAGUACACCUAAACCUGGUGAAACAGCAUCUCGUAUUACUAUAGGUGGUAAUGAUGAAGCACCACCUCUUUCAGCCAUCUAUGAAGUUUCAACAUCUGAUAUUCGUCCACCUGCUAAUGUAACUUCGCCGACUCCUUCAACUAUUACUGCAACUGAUAUUUCGACAGCUAGUACGCCAAUGAUUGCUAUUGAACGUCGAAGCACAGGACGUGCACCAACUGUACGUGGUCAAGCGGCAACUGCUCGAGAAAAGAUUGCUUCUAUGCAAAUUCGAGAUGAUGACGAUGAUGAAGAACUAUUCAAAAAACUUUUCAGUCGACAAAAAACAAAGAAAUCGAAAAAUACAGCAGUUGUUCCAACGAAAAAAUCUGAUGAUUUAUCUGAUGUUUCAACAAUAUCUUCGGCUACUUCAACUACUGAAUCAAUAUUUACACCACCAACAGCACGUAAACGACCUACAACUGAUCGAAUGGAUGAUGAUGAUUUUGCCGCUGAACAUAGCACACCACCAAAAACGCCACGUACAUCACGUCGUAAUCGAAUUGAUGAUCAAACAUCUACUCAAGCAACACUAAUUGAUAUUAGUGAUAGUCAAGUUAAUCUUGACUCACCUCGACUUCUUCGAAGUGUUAUAAAAAAACUUCAACAACAAGCAUCAGGUAUGUUUUAUAUCAUAUGUCAAAUAUGUAAAACUCGAAAUAAACAUUUUGUUUUAGCCAAAAAGAAAUUAGCAUAUGAACAAGAGACAAUUGUAUCAGAUCAAUCGAAAACACAAAAUACAACAAAAGAUGAAGAAGAUAUGGAUUCUGUCUAUGUUCAUUUAGAACGAUCAUCAAUAGGUCUACAUUAUUCCAUGGAAGAAUCUGAUUGA
Messenger RNA from Rotaria sp. Silwood1, 1364 nucleotides. NCBI's taxonomy places the organism in Eukaryota, Metazoa, Rotifera, Eurotatoria, Philodinida, Philodinidae. The record is from the annotation of a GenBank genome assembly.